AUGCUAGACUCCGAUAGCCUUCAUCCAGCUCUUCAUCGCGCGAUCCAACGAGCUGAUCCAACGGUAGCCACGUCGCUCAAUCACGUUGACCACGUAGCGGCUCCUCUAUGCAUCGAUCCAGUUUGGCUUCCAUCCCAACCGUACUGCAAGCUGAGGGAUGGACAAUUAGCAUCACAAAAGCU
This is a messenger RNA of Dovyalis caffra, 182 nucleotides long. NCBI's taxonomy places the organism in Eukaryota, Viridiplantae, Streptophyta, Magnoliopsida, Malpighiales, Salicaceae. The record is from the annotation of a GenBank genome assembly.